Eriocheir sinensis (Chinese mitten crab) is the source of this 852-nucleotide messenger RNA. RefSeq lists its product as uncharacterized. Bases 1 to 852 code for a protein of 283 amino acids. Lineage: Eukaryota; Metazoa; Arthropoda; Malacostraca; Decapoda; Varunidae. The transcript is spliced from 2 exons. The record is from RefSeq and is a predicted model, not a curated record.
AUGUAUAAGAGGCAAGAUGAGGCGAGUGAUGUGGAAACAUGCAGCAUGAGUGACUGGCUGGCAGCCUCCACCUGCGCCGGCGAAAGGAACCCAGCCCGCCAGGAGAGGCCAGACACCUGCCACCUGGGCUCCGGAGGAACACUUCGUUCAUGGCAGACUACAGUCCGGCAGAGGAACCCAGCCCGCCAGGAGAGGCUAGACAAAUGCCACCUGGAGGAACACUUCUUCCACGCCAGACUACAGCCCGGCAGAGGAACCCAGCCCGCCAGGAGAGACUACAGCCCGGCAGAGGAACCCACCCCCGCCAGGAGAGGCCAGACACCUGCCACCUGGAGAAACACUUCGUUCAUGGCAGACUACAGUCUGGCAGAGGCACCCAACCCGCCAGGAGAGGUUAGACCCAUGCCACCUGGGCGAUGGAGGAACACUUCGUCUACGGCAGACUACAGCCCAGCAGAGGAACCCAGCCCGCCAGGAGAGGCUAGACACAUGCCACCUGGGCGAUGGAGGAACACUUCGUCCACGGCAGACUACAGCCCGGCAGAGGAACCCAGCCCGCCAGGAGAGGCUAGACACAUGCCACCUGGGCGAUGGAGGAACACUUCGUCUACGGCAGACUACAGCCCGGCAGAGGAACCCAGCCCGCCAGGAGAGGCUAGACACAUGCCACCUGGGCGAUGGAGGAACACUUCGUCCACGGCAGACUACAGCCCGGCAGAGGCACCCAGCCCGCCAGGAGAGGUUAGACCCAUGCCACCUGGGCGAUGGAGGAACACUUCGUCCACGCCAGACUACAGCCCAGCAGAGGAACCCAGCCCGCCAGGAGAGGCUAGACACAUGCCACCUGGGUGA